Molecule: messenger RNA, 904 nt
Organism: Polyodon spathula (Mississippi paddlefish)
Lineage: Eukaryota; Metazoa; Chordata; Actinopteri; Acipenseriformes; Polyodontidae
Product: actin-related protein 2-A-like
Exons: 6
Coding region: 206-904 (232 amino acids)
Biological process (GO): Arp2/3 complex-mediated actin nucleation
Cellular component (GO): actin cortical patch; Arp2/3 protein complex
Molecular function (GO): actin filament binding
Source: RefSeq, a predicted model, not a curated record
CACAAAAACCAACUUGAUAGCAGGAUGUUACGUUCCCUGCCUGCGAGUAUAAAAUUCAUUUCCGCCUUUUUUUUUUCAGGAGAUUGAAAACAGGGUGAGAAAAAAAAAAAAAAAAAAAGUCCGGAGUGAGUGGAGAAAGUAGGCGCAGUAAAGAAGAGAUAUUUCUAUCCAGUUCCGAAGGGGGGAUUCGCGAGUGCGGAGCGCUAUGGACAGUCGGGGCAGGCGGGUGGUCGUGUGUGACAACGGCGCAGGGUUUGUGAAGUGUGGUUUUGCCGGCUCCAAUUUCCCAGAACACAUCUUCCCGGCUCUGGUUGGUCGACCUAUCAUCCGCUCCACGGCCAAAGUGGGCAACAUCGAGAUCAAGGAUCUGAUGGUGGGGGACGAGGCCAGCGAGCUGCGCUCCAUGCUGGAGGUGAACUAUCCCAUGGAGAACGGGAUCGUGCGGAGCUGGGAUGAUAUGAAGCACCUGUGGGACUACACCUUCUCGGCAGAGAAGCUGAACAUCGAGCCUCGAAACUGCAAGGUCCUGCUGACCGAACCGCCCAUGAACCCCAUCAAGAACCGCGAGAAGAUCAUCGAGGUGAUGUUUGAGACGUAUCAGUUUGACGGAGUCUACAUUGCGAUCCAGGCAGUGCUCACUCUCUAUGCACAAGGUUUGCUGACGGGUGUGGUAGUGGACUCGGGGGAUGGGGUGACCCACAUCUGUCCGGUCUACGAAGGCUUCGCUCUGCCCCACCUGACCAGGAGACUGGACAUCGCUGGCCGGGACAUCACCCGCUACCUCAUCAAGGUGUCUGUCUGUCUCCGCCUCCCAUUGUCUUUUUGUCCAACUUAUUUAAGUCAAUGGUUUUUAAGUCAAUGGUGUUUUCUGUCUUUGCUCUGUCUGAAAUGGUUUUUGUUAUAA